AUGCAAACACAACUAUAUGAGGGGAUGUGUAGAAAUUACUUGACUCUUGCUGAACCACAAAGACAUCGAAUCAAAGUGCUUCUUUAGGAUAUACUGGGUUUUCUCCCUAUCUUACUUUCUUCUCUUUUAUUUCUUGUGGAUAUCAUGGCUAAUAACACAAGCUUAGGGAGUCCUUGGCCAGAAAACUUUUGGGAGGAUCUGAUAAUGUCCUUCACCGUGUCCAUGGCGAUUGGACUUGUAAUUGGAGGAUGCAUUUGGGCUCUCUUUGUUUGCUUGUCUCGAAGAAGAGCCAGUGCCCCCAUCUCUCAGUGGAGUACCAGCCGACGCUCCAGGUCUUCUUACAACCAUGGACUCCACAGACCUGGAUUUUACCGUCACAGUGGCUGUGAGCGUCGAAGCAACCUCAGCCUGGCCAGUCUCACAUUCCAGAGACAAGCUUCCAUGGAACAAGACAAUUCCUUUCCAAGAAAAUCAAGUUUCAGGGCAUCUACUUUUCAUCCCUUUCUGCAAUGCCCACCACUUCCCAUAGACACAGAUAGUCACCUGAUGACGCUUCCAUCUUCCAGCGCUUCUCCCAGCAACACAUCCCACAGCCUGAGCCGCCCUGAUUUCCACUGGUCCAAUAAUAACCUUCGCAUUGGCUUUUCAACACCUCCCCCACCUGCCUACGAGUCCAUCAUCAAGGCAUUUCCAGAUUCUUGA
Messenger RNA from Chrysochloris asiatica (Cape golden mole), 702 nucleotides. It is a transcript of the gene MYCT1, whose product is annotated as myc target 1. The transcript has 2 exons. The record is from RefSeq and is a predicted model, not a curated record. Gene Ontology annotation, cellular component: nucleoplasm. Lineage: Eukaryota; Metazoa; Chordata; Mammalia; Afrosoricida; Chrysochloridae.